CAUCAGAUUCCUUAAGCUGAGAAGGAAGACAGACGCCAGCAUGCCCAGACUGCCUCUGCUGCUGCUGCCGCUUCUCUGGGGCGUGGGGUCUCACAGCUUCCCAGCAGCGACUUCAGAAACACAAGAGCAAGAUGUGGAGACAGUGCAGGAAUACCUGGAAAACUACUACAACCUGAAGAGUGAUGGGAAACAAGUUGAAAGACAGAGAAACAGUGACCCAGUAGUUGAAAAACUAAAGCAAAUGCAAAAAUUCUUUGGGCUGAAGGUGACGGGGAAACCAGAUGCUGCAACCUUGAGUGUGAUGAAGCAGCCCAGAUGUGGGGUGCCUGACAUGGUUCAGUUUGUUCUCACUCAGGGGAACCCGCGAUGGGAGGACACACAUCUGACCUACAGGAUUGAAAACUACACACCAGAUCUGUCAAGAGCAGAUGUGGACCAUGCCAUUGAGAAAGCCUUUCAACUCUGGAGCAACAUCUCACCCUUAACCUUCACCAAGGUCUCUGAGGGUCAAGCAGACAUAAUGAUAUCCUUUGUCAGGGGAGAUCAUCAUGACAAUUCUCCCUUUGAUGGACCAGGUGGAAACCUUGCUCAUGCUUUUCAACCAGGCCCAGGUAUCAGAGGGGAUGUCCAUUUUGAUGAAGAUGAAAGGUGGACCAACAAUUUCAGAGAUUAUAACUUGUAUCGUGUGGCAGCUCAUGAAUUGGGCCAUUCCCUUGGACUUUCUCAUUCCACUGACAUUGGGGCUUUGAUGUACCCCAACUACAUCUUCAGUGGUGAUGUUCAGCUAUCUCAGGAUGACAUCAAUGGGAUCCAGGCCAUCUAUGGACCUUCCCAAAAUCCCACUCAGCCAAUUGGCCCACAAACCCCACAAGUGUGUGAUAGUAAGCUAACUUUUGAUGCUAUAACUACAAUCCGGGGAGAAGUGAUGUUCUUUAAAGACAGUAAGCUAACUUUUGAUGCUAUAACUACAAUCCGGGGAGAAGUGAUGUUCUUUAAAGACAGGUUCUACAUGCGCACAAAUCCCUUCUACCCAGGAGCUGAGCUCAAUUUCAUUUCUGUUUUCUGGCCCCAUCUGCCUAAUGGACUUCAGGCUGCUUAUGAGGUUGCCAAUAGAGAUGAAGUUCGGUUUUUCAAAGGUAAUAAGUACUGGGCUGUUAAGGGGCAAGAUGUGUUAUACGGAUACCCCAAGUACAUCUACAAAUCCUUUGGUUUCCCAAAGACUGUGAAGAACAUCGACGCUGCUGUUUCUGAGGAAGAUACUGGGAAAACGUACUUCUUUGUUGCUAACAAAUGCUGGAGGUAUGAUGAAUAUAAACGAUCCAUGGAUGCAGGUUAUCCCAAAAUGAUAGCAGAAGAUUUUCCUGGAAUUGGUAAUAAAGUUGAUGCUGUUUUCCAGAAAGACGGAUUUUUCUAUUUCUUCCAUGGAACAAGGCAAUACAAAUUUGAUACCAAAACUAAGAGAAUUUUGACUCUCCAAAAAGCUAAUAGCUGGUUCAACUGCAGAAAAAAUUGACCAGCUGUUAAAAAGUUAAACAGAAAAAUAUAUUUCAUGAGUCCAAGGAAGGUGUUUUCCUGAAGAGACAUAAAUUUAAAUAAAAUACAGAGUUAUGAAGUAUAAUCUUAUUUAUACCUCAUUCUGCAUAAUUUUUAUGACUUAGAAUGUAAUGUUUUAUGUACUGCUGUAAUUUAGUUCUACAAAUGAGGGCUAAGUAAGGUCAAAUUCAUGGCUCCACAGUUCAGUUCUCUGCAGGUGUGGAAGGAAGGGGUAGGCAGUCACAUUUGUAUAGUCCUGGCCAGUGGACUGUGCCCAGAAGUGACUGAUAUCGCUUCCAGAUGGAAUCUUUGGAUUGCUGGUGCAAAAUUCUCCAGCACUAUGAUGAUUGUAAAAGCACAUCUUGAGAGAAUUUCCACAAGGUUGAAGAAGGCUGAAUUCCUGGGCCAACACUCUGAACAGUUACUCCAAACCUCAGUAGAUUUUGCUUAAGAAAUAAACUUUUGGGCUUCCCUGGUGGCGCCGUGGUUGAGAGUCUGCUGCUGGUGCAGGGGACACGGGUUCGAGCCCUGGUCUGGGAGGAUCCCGCAUGCCGUGGAGCAACUAGGCCCGUGAGCCACAACUACUGAGCCGGCGCGUCUGGAGCCCGUGCUCCGCAACGAGAGAGGCCGCGAUAGUGAGAGGCCCGCGCACCGCGAUGAAGAGUGGCCCCCGCUUGCCACAACUAGAGAAAGCCCUCGCACAGAAAUAAAGACCCAACACAGCAAAAAUACAUAAAUAAAUUAAUAAACUCCUACCCCCAACAUCUUAAAAAAAAAAGAAAUAAAC
Physeter macrocephalus (sperm whale) is the source of this 2320-nucleotide messenger RNA. RefSeq names its product matrix metallopeptidase 1 (gene MMP1). Gene Ontology annotation, cellular component: extracellular matrix. Gene Ontology annotation, biological process: collagen catabolic process; proteolysis; extracellular matrix organization. The coding region runs from base 41 to 1513 and encodes 490 amino acids. NCBI's taxonomy places the organism in Eukaryota, Metazoa, Chordata, Mammalia, Artiodactyla, Physeteridae. Gene Ontology annotation, molecular function: metalloendopeptidase activity; zinc ion binding. The transcript is spliced from 11 exons. The record is from RefSeq and is a predicted model, not a curated record.